Molecule: messenger RNA, 2002 nt
Organism: Ornithorhynchus anatinus (platypus)
Lineage: Eukaryota; Metazoa; Chordata; Mammalia; Monotremata; Ornithorhynchidae
Gene: NCAPH2
Product: non-SMC condensin II complex subunit H2
Exons: 20
Coding region: 41-1927 (628 amino acids)
Biological process (GO): mitotic sister chromatid separation; meiotic chromosome condensation
Cellular component (GO): nucleus; condensin complex
Molecular function (GO): chromatin binding
Source: RefSeq, a predicted model, not a curated record
CCCUCCCGCCCGCUCCCCGCCCGUUCCCCCGCCGGGAGCCAUGGAGGACGCGGAGUCGCGCUUCGCCCACCUCCUGCAGCCCAUCCGCGAUCUCACCAAGAACUGGGAGGUGGACGUGGCGGCGCAGCUCGGGGAGUAUCUCGAAGAGCUGGACCAGAUCUGCAUCUCCUUCGACAAUGGCAAAACCACGAUGAACUUCAUCGAGGCCGCACUGCUCAUCCAGGGCUCCGCCUGCGUCUACAGCAAGAAGGUGGAAUAUCUCUACUCCCUGGUCUUCCAGGCUCUGGACUUCAUCUCCGGAAAGAAGCGAGACCGGAACAAGCAGCUCCCAUCCCUGCAGGAGGACGGCACUGACCCGGAUGGCCACAGCGCGUCCUGCCCGGAGGACGAGGAGGAGUUCCUGUCACUGGAUGACUUACCGGAGUCCAGGGCCAACGUGAACUUGAGGAAUGACCACUCCUCCAAUGUCGUGCCCGUUGUCCCGUUGGUCCCGAUGUCCCUGGUGCCCCCGAACGAAGAGGAGAAAAAGAACAGUCCUCUCUACAGCCGACAGGGCGAGGUCCUGGCCAGCCGGAAGGAUUUCUGGAUGAACACCAGCCUGCCCCACGCCAGCGGCGCCUUCAUGCUGGAGCCGGCCACGGGGCCGGCCCCCGAGGAGUAUCUGCCCCCGGCCAGCCAGGCGGGGCAUACCGAUCUCCCCGCUACGAAGGGGCAGGAGGCCGAGAAGGAGAUGCCAGAUAUCAGCGGGUGCGGGACUCCCGUUCCCGUGCUGAACUUCUCCAGGGAGGAAAGAGCUGUGGAGGCCGUGGGGGGCAGCGAGGACGAGGACGGGGAGGUGGGUGGCCUGCCCGACGAGGACCUCUCUGUGGGGGACCCCGGGCCGGGAGGGCCCCUGAAGAGCCCCCGUGAGCACCGGAACUGGCAGAAGGGCGCUUCAGAACAGCAGCAGGGCAGGUUGCGAAAUCGAGUCGCCAUCUCUGACCCCGAAGUCCAGAGAAAGGAGGCCAUGGAUCCCUGGCAGAGCCUGGACCCCUUUGACUCCCCUGAGGACAAACCCUUCAAGAAAGGGAAACCCUACUCUGUCCCACAUCACGUGGCAGAGUCACCAGGGAACAAGCGCAAGAGGAGAGGCCCCUCCAAGCUGCAGGACUUCCACCAGUGGUACAUGACCACCUACGCCGACCACAGCCAUGGGAAGGCCAGGCGCAAAGGUCCCACGUUUGCAGACAUGGAGGUCCUGUACUGGCAGCACGUGAAGGAGCGGCUGGAGGUCCUGCGCAAGCUGCAGCGGAGAGGAGGAGAGGGGUCGGGGAAGAAGCAGCUGGCAGAGCAGUGGCUGCAGCAGACCCAGGCAGAAAUGUGCCCCCCGGAAGAGGAUCGGGCUGAAGACUUCUUGGAGCAGCCCGAAGCAGAUGACGGGUUGGAACCCGAGGACAUCCUCACAGAAGAGCCAGAGCUGCUGGCUGAUCAAGCGUUAGAACCCGGAAUGGUCGUGGAGUCACUGACCUACGAGGACUUGGUUCGCAGGAACGUGGAUCUGUUCAUCGCCAACUCUCAUAAGUACGUGCAGGAGACAGAGCUGUCCCAGCGCAUCCAGGCCUGGGACGAUAAGAUCCGGCCCCUGUUACAGGAGCAGGAGCGGCACGGCCCGUUCGAUAUCCACGACUACGGGGACCGGGUGGUGUCUGGCUUCGGCCAGCUGAACACAUGGUAUCCCUUCGCCCGCCUGGCCGCAGGGAAACCGCCCUUCGAAGUCUGCCGCCUCUUGCUGGCCUCGCUGCAACUGGCGAACGACCACACAGUGGAGAUCACGCAGCAGGCCGGGCUCCAGGAAGGCGUGGACACGAUGGCCCUGCGCCUGCUGAGCCGGCAGCGUGCCCACGAGCGGUUCCAGACCUACGUGGCCCCCUCCAUGGCACUGCGCUGACCCCUUCCCCCGCCUCCACCCCCCUCGUACAGGUGUCCCCGAGCGGGGUGGCAAUAAAUCGAAUCUCCCACUCCC